AUGUUACCUGAAGGAGGAGAAGCAAUUCCUGGAAAUGGAGGAAUUUCAUCUUCAAAUCCUGAUCCUCCUUCUCCUCCAAAGGCCGACAAACACAGAGAGAAUGUAGGAGGAGAAGAUAAUGUCAAUCGUAUAAACUCUGAACAAAAUGAAGGCAACGAGCCCGAGGAUGGAGAAAAUGGCGAAAAAGAAGAAGAGGAGAAAGAAACAGAGGAACAGAAACAAAAAGCUGCUGAAAAAGGAAAAAGACCAUUAUUCGAAGACUCAGAAGAAGAUGCAGAAGAGGAACAGAAACAACAAGCUGCUAAGAAAUGGCAAAAAACAUCAUUGGUACCCAUCUUACCAAAUUUUUCAAAGUGA
Molecule: messenger RNA, 357 nt
Organism: Solanum tuberosum (potato)
Lineage: Eukaryota; Viridiplantae; Streptophyta; Magnoliopsida; Solanales; Solanaceae
Product: ribosomal biogenesis protein LAS1L-like
Exons: 2
Coding region: 1-357 (118 amino acids)
Source: RefSeq, a predicted model, not a curated record